Messenger RNA from Crotalus tigris (Tiger rattlesnake), 7068 nucleotides. It is a transcript of the gene LDAH, whose product is annotated as lipid droplet associated hydrolase. Lineage: Eukaryota; Metazoa; Chordata; Lepidosauria; Squamata; Viperidae. Gene Ontology annotation, biological process: lipid storage. The record is from RefSeq and is a predicted model, not a curated record. Gene Ontology annotation, cellular component: lipid droplet. The transcript has 7 exons. Bases 191 to 1201 code for a protein of 336 amino acids. Gene Ontology annotation, molecular function: lipase activity.
UCCCAAUGGCCUCCCCUGCUCGGGGGAGGGGGGUGGAACCUUUAGAACGAUUCGAGUCUCAACGCCCCUUUACGUCUCAGCCGGGCGGAAGAGUCACGGGUGCCGAGCGUGCAUCUCGCUACUGUUUUUAACUUCCGCCCGGCCGAGCGUGUGAGGACCGGGAGCUGCUACGCUUCUCCCUGCCUGAGAGAUGCUGGGAGCCGGUCGAGAACCGCUGAAUGGGGAAGCAACAAGCAUGAAAUCAGAUUCCAAAGAACAAGACUUGAUACAUGAAGAGUUCACUUACAUUUCUGGAGCCCUUACACAGAUUCUAAAGUGUGGCCCUUGGGAAGAUCUCUGGAAUGAUAAAAGUGCACCCAGACUUCUAUUUCUAGUUAUCCCUGGUAAUCCAGGAUUGGUUGGCUUUUACCGGACAUUCAUUGAGGCUUUAUAUUUUAACCUGAAUCAGCAGUAUCCCGUGUGGGUCGUUAGCCAUGGUGGACACUGUAAAAUUCCUCAUAACAUCAAAAGAAAAGAAGAGAUGGUUUCGAAUGACACUGAUGAUGUUUUUGGGCUUCAUGGGCAAGUUGAACACAAGUUGAACUUCCUCCGAAAGUAUGUGCCAAAAGAUGUCAAACUUAUACUUAUUGGACACUCAAUUGGCUGUUAUUUUGCUCUUAAAAUUAUGAAGCACUCACCAGAACUGGAGAUUCUCCACAGCAUCCUGCUCUUCCCUACAAUAGAACGCAUGGCAGAAUCCCCACUAGGCAAGGUCAUGACUCCCCUGCUCUGCUGGCUCCGUUAUAUUCUGUACAUGCCUAUAUAUUUGUUCACCUUUGUACCAGAAAGAGUUAAAAGGUUCUUUGUGCACUUUGCAUUGAAUCAGCAGAAUGAUGAAACUUUAGUAACGACAUUGAUAGACAUGCUUAAUAACAUGGAUUGUAUCGCAAACAUCAUGUACCUGGGAAGCCAAGAAAUGAGAAGUGUUAAACAGAGAGACAAUUCUACAAUAAAGCAGCAGUUAAAUAAGCUGAUUUUUUACUAUGGAGCAACUGAUGGAUGGUGUCCUCUGCAAUACUACGAAGAGAUGAAGAUAGAGUUUCCAGACGGAGAUAUUCGAAUCUGUGAGAAAGGAAUCCACCAUUCUUUUGUCAUGGAUUCCAGCAAAGAAAUGGCUGAAAUGAUAACAGGCUGGAUACAGGAUGAUCUCGCCAAGCUAUGAUGGAGACAGAAUAAAUAGCAGGAGGAAUUCAUUGUAUUAUGGCCAUGUAAUCUUCCUUGAUGGAUUUGCCUUGCUUUGUCUUUGCAUUAGGGUUUGCUUUUUUCUAGAAGCUAUGGUGUUAACCUGAUGGCUCAUAUUACAUUCCUGUUGACAGGUUUCUAACAAAUACCCAAGGUAAGGUUGUAAACACAUGGGACUGAUUGUAUCAAACCAGAGCCCUGGAUUCCUUUAGGCCAAUGUCAGCCUCCCUCUACAGUGACUACCUGUUCAGGUAACUCACAGGAUUGUUAUAACAAAAAGAAAGAGAGAGAGAGAUCCCCUGCCCUCCAUGUGCCAUCUUGAUUUUUUAAAUGUAUGAAUUAAUCAGCCAUUAAUUCUGUGUCUAGCUAGCAUAGUGCCUCUAGCAGGAUUGUAUGAAUUAUUACAUCAAGGUGUUUAGAUCUUCUGACAUAUAAGCCCCAGUCUGUUCAUCAACACCAUUCAUUCUGUCACAACAUUGUAGUAGUAUUGCAUCCAUAAUUGUGUCCUAUAUUGUUGUUGAGGUGGUUAGGGUUAGAAUCGACUAUCAUUGGGGGAAAAUAGCAUUGGGGGAAAAUAGCAUCUAAUUUAUGGUUAUGAUGUUAGAAUAGCAAAUCACUACAAAACUGUUAUUAUUGCUUAAAUUAAUUUCAACUUCUAUUGUGGUGGAAGAGAUUUGGUGUGCAGAAAAAGAACUAUGUUGCUCACAAGCAGAACCAAUAAUGAAUUAGUAAAGUAUGGUACUUCUUACAAGUAAUUCUUGACCUAUGACCACAAUAGAGACUGGUUGUUAUGCAAGUCAUCACAUGAUUAGACCGGAUUUUAUGACCAGUUUUACCACAGUUGUUAAGCAAUUUCAGGUGCUUGCAACAUGGCCAUUUAACAUGGUUGUUAAGUGAAUCACACAGGCGUUAAGCAAAUUCAGCUUCUCCAAUUGAAGUUGCUUUUCAGAAAACCACUGGGAAGAUCCCAAAUCGGGAUCAUGUUGACUGGCGGACAUUGCACCAGUAGUAAACAUGAACCAGUUACCAAGGCUCCCAAACUGCGAUCAUGUGAUAUGAAGGUGGUAUGAUGGUAGUGUGAAGGCAGAUCACAAAUCACUUUUUCCAAGGCUGUCGUAACUUUCAACUAUUGUUAAAUAAAAGGUUGUUAAGUCAAGAACUAUCUGUAUUGAGAAAGUUGUAAGUAUGUUGGUUACAGGUCUGCAAAUGUUAAAAGUAGAGUAGCAUUUUGUCUGCUCCACUUCAUUCAAAGCCCUUGAUACCUCAAUACCCUGCUUGUGGCAACCUUUUGCUUCAGACAGUGAGAAUAAUUGCUGAGUUACAGGUAGUUGCUUAGUGCUUAUCUACCAUUCAAAGUUACAAAAGUUCUUCGCCAUAGAAAACAAUGGCUUUGCUUAACACUCACAUUUACUUAGUAACUACCAUAUUUGAUUAAAAACUGCCACAAAAAGGCCAUAAGACAUUGUUGGGCAGGCUCCAUUAUGGUCAUAUGUCAAGGACUAACUGCAUAUGUUAUUGUAGAACAGACAGAACUUGGAUGACAUACUGCACUUUUAUUAAUUUGUUUCUCAAGAAAUAGUCACUGCUUGGGUAUGGAAUAUUUUCCUCCCUACCUCCUUUUUUCAUUUGUUUGUGAUUUUUAACAAAUCACAAAAAACAAAAGCAAAUAUAUUAAGCCUUAUGUUGCUCAUACUUUGGGAAAUUGGGAGGAAAAGAGGCUUGGGAUUACCUGUGCACCAUAAGCUGAUCCUGAAACACACUUCUUCUGGUCUACCCAAUUAUUUUGUACAGCAUCCUGUGUUAAAUGCCAUGUUGUAUGCUUGUCCUUAUCUCCCUAACCUUGACCACUACCUAAACUAGGAGAGCCCUGUGAUUGUGAGGGGAGACUAAUGGAAAAUUGUGCACAUAGGCAUGCUGUAGAUUUGAAUUCCUUUUUUGCUUCUGGCCCACCCUGAAAAAAGCCCAGGACACAACUGGAAGAAGCCUCAUUUCCAACAGCACUGCUAUUUGCUGCUGACCAGGAUGGGAUAGACAAAAAAAAGAAGAAACUGUUUGCCACUUGGUUCACAUUUUUGCAAACUUAGGAGUUGUGUUUGGAUGAUUGGGUUGGUUGGUUCUGUGCUAUGUGAUUCCCCCCCACCCCACCCCCAGGAAAACUCCGAGCUGGUAGCAGACAACAAAGAGAGCGGCCAUCUUGGCAGGAAGCCCAGGCAUUGCUAAGGUGCCUGGAAGGCUCUCCCCGUCUGCUGUGUGAUAGUGGUGGUUGUUUUAAUCAUACAGGAAAGGAUUCGUCUGUUGAUUGAAGCCAUUGCAGGCAGGAUGGGUACAAGGUUUAACCAGCCCCAUCCCCUUCUCAGCCUGCUUCAUCUCCACUCUUUGUUGCUGCAGGGAUUUUUUUAAAAGGGAGAUUCUUAGAGGACUGGCCUAUCUAAAACAUUAAUCUUAAUUUAGCCUCAGGAUCAGCAGAAGAAAGAAAGGGAGAGUUUUGCAAUUGUUCCUUGUGGGUUCUUCUAAUGGUGGAAGUUAGUUUAAUCCAAACCAACCCUGAUGCUAUUUCAUAGGACAACUAACCUUAUCUAGCACCUCUAUUGCCUGCGGUUAGUAUAUCAACAUAAAUCUCCCUCUCGCCCCGCCCCCCAGUUGUAUGUGUGUAUAAACAGAUAUUGUGUUGAACUAUUAUAAAACUUCAAUAGGUGUAUUAAAUGUUCUGAUCUAUGUAUGCAUAUAUAUUGCUUGAGCAGAUACUAAUAUUAUUGGGAAUCCAGGUGGCAUAAGCAUGACUAGCAUUGUAUCUAAUAUUUCAGGAGGGGUUUUGGACUGUAAAAAACUAUUCUUUUGGGGCAUUACAUUUACAUAACUGUGUUGUUUGUACACUGUUCUAUUCCUUGGUCUCAUUUAAUCCUAGUGUUUUUUAGAUCUAAAAAAACAUAUUCCUACAAUAUUUUUGUGUGUAAGAUGUGAUUAGGCAGAGGAACAUUUAUAAUCUGGUAGUAACAGUCUUGCCUGUCAAAAGGAAACUCUUCAAACUCUUUAAGCAUUCAAUAUUUAAUUGAAAACACCCAGCACUGACCACAGGAGACUUUCAUGCAGUGAAGUUUGAUCCAUCUGUAACAGUGACAGACUAUUUUCAGAAUAUGCUUAUUAAUUUUUGCUACUCUUUUCAUUAUCUGGUCAUCUUAAUAAGCCUAUCUUGGAACUAUUGUAGUAUUUCCUGACACAAUUUUAAUCAUAGGGAUUCAUUGCCUGCUUUCACUUGAAGCUUAAAAUGUUUGUGCUCACUAGUUGUUAACACAUGGGCAUAUAAGAUUGUGAUAAUUUAAACCAAUUUUGUAAACUAUAAUUGCUUAAUGCAAAAUACUAGUUUAGUUUUAAGAAUUGUUCUUAAUUAAUAAUACCAUUACCUUCUUCUUGCUUUCUGCAUUUGAAGAUUCCUUUGAUCUUUGCUUCAGAAUGCUGUUCUCCCAAUGGCAGAAAACUGAAAUUGAUAAGUAAUGAAUAAAUGUUCUUUAUCAUUUUAAUUUUGAAUUAAAUGGAAUAAACUGAGCAAGAGCAAGUACUAGGAGUGCAGUUUUACAAUCGUUUCUACCUUUGUUUGUUCAGAACAAACAACCACAACACUGUAAAUUGCUAUUCAUCGCUUUGCAAGUUUCAAAAUAUGUUUGUAUGGAGAAAAGUAUUUGCUUUGCAGAAAAUAAAAGGGAUUUGCAUUGGGAGUGCCCAGCAAAAAAAUUUGGUUGGUUGGUUUGUAUCCCUCCUUUAUUAUUUUGACAAAUAACUCAAGGUUGUGAACAUAUCCAACACACUUUCCUCCUCCCAGUUUCCCCACAAAAAAACAACCCUGUGAGGUACUUUGGGCUGAGAGAGAAAGGGACUAGCCCAAGAUCACACAGCUGGCUUUUAUGGUUAAAUCAUGAAAAUGGGAAGAAAAAGGUCAUCUUUAACACAUCUUCUAUGUUUCCCCUAGGUAGCUUCCCGUGUGUUUCAUUUGCAGAUUUUUAAUUCUGAAAGAAUUGCUCUCAUGUUCCAUUUUGUGCAGAUAGAACAAAAGACACAUCAGUGAAGAAGCCAAAAUUUGGGACUCUGUAAAUGUGGUUGGAGUGAAACAGAGCAACUGUUCAAUUAAAGCCUCGAGUACAGAUGAAAGCUGGGCAACUCUUGUUUUUGAAUCACUUAAAUGGUCAGGUCUUUUUCAUGAAUUGAAAAGCUACUCUAGAAGCUAUUCCAACCUGCUUACAAAGCAAAUGGGUUGCAUGUGUACGUAGUUGGGUAGGAGGAGUGAGCAAGUGAGUCUUGCAAAAGAUACAGUGGCUUUAAUGAGUGAAAAACUAGUACUAUUUUAUCCUUUCUGUACGUUCUAAGUAUUUCCAUAGUCCUAUACAGAUAAAUGGAAUUAUAUUAAUUCAUGCAUUUUUUGACAUUUCUGAAUUCCCACACUCAAAAGAUAAUUGAUCAUUAACUGCUGAGGGGAAUUAACAGAGUUGGAGAGUUGACCUCCUAACCUGCUUGUGACUUUUCAGAUAUGCAAUAAUGGCAAAUAUCUGUAGCUUGGGUGUAGGAUGAGGCUGAAGGUUCGUUCUCUGAGUUUGUGGGUUAGUUUCCGAAUGUUUCAUUACCAGGUUAGAUAACAUCUUCAGUGGCGUUUAGGGGAAGUCUGUGUCAGAGCUCAUCUGUUUAUAAGGGCUUCAGGUGUGGGUGUGUCAAAUGAGGGUCUUGUGAUGGAUUAGGUGUGAGUCAUCAGAGGUUUGCCAGUAAAGAUGUAACCUAGCCUGGUAACGAAACAUUUGGAAACCAAUCCACAAGCUCAGAGAACAAACCUUCACGCUCACUUUUCAGAUAAAGUAUAGUGGUGUAAGGGCAAGGAGACAUAGGUUCAAGUCCAUCAUCACCAUGUGUCUUUAGGCCAAUCGUUCUCUCUCAGCCCAUUCCACCUGACAGGGUUGCUGUUGAUGUGAGAGAAAAUAAAAGAAGGAAGUGUUGAAUUCUGUCUUGAGUGUCUGAAGAAAAGGCAGGAUGUAAAUCAAAUGAAUAAAUAAAACUUUCCUUUACACAAUUUCUCAUUAUAAUAACUUGGGUGAGGAACUUGCUUUUAAAAAUUAAAUAUAAUUGUUGUAUUUGUAGAAAGGCCGAACAUUCUGCACAAGAAGCAGACUGUCUAUAUCCAAAGAGUAGCUUAUAAGAUUUCUAAAUGUUAUUAUCUACACAAACAUAUUCAUCAUAAAAAUUAUGACCAAUAGAUAAUUUAGCAUAUUAUUUCCACUAAUCCAUUCUGAUCUUCUCCUUAUUCUAAUACUUUGUUUGAAUAACAGAAAAGAAUGUGGCAGUUAGUAAACCUACUUAACACUUUGUGUGGAAUGAUAAAAACCCACUAGUACCCUGGAGGCUGUCAUUUUAUUUUCAGGGUCAUGGGGUCAAGUUAAGACUUGAGAUUAUUGUGUGCCCCAAAGCCUCUUUAUUGAAAUUUAGGCAAUGUAAGAACCCACUGAGAGUCUCCUAGUGACCAAGAGUAAUUAAAGCAGUACAUAACACUGAAAGAGAAAGCUAUAGAGUGGGAAUAUAGAGUGACUGCCAAAAGUUGCUGUUGCUUUAAGCAGUGUUCGUGCAGAAUUUAUGGAGCAAUUUAUGUAUAAAAUGAAACCAUGGAGGGAGAACACCAUUGUCCUUGUGUAAAAGAACACAUAGCUAAGAAGUGUUAGUCGUUGACAUGAACUCCUUAACAUUAGAUGAUAAAGAUGAUGACUCAGGUGAACAUUUUUUUAUAUAUUUGCUGUGUGGUUUUUACUAGUCAUUUUGUCACCUUUACUAGUCAGUUUGUCACAUUUUCUUCAGCACUGACAUAUUUUAUUCUGU